Messenger RNA from Aspergillus brunneoviolaceus CBS 621.78, 812 nucleotides. RefSeq lists its product as uncharacterized. The transcript has a single exon. The record is from RefSeq and is a predicted model, not a curated record. The coding region runs from base 305 to 769 and encodes 154 amino acids. NCBI's taxonomy places the organism in Eukaryota, Fungi, Ascomycota, Eurotiomycetes, Eurotiales, Aspergillaceae.
UCCGUUUAUAAUAAAUAGUACCCCGGAGAAUUUCCGACUCAGCCACAUCCAUUGUCCUAUCCUCACUUAUCCUCGGUAAUCUCCCACAAUCUUAUGGCCGCCACCCUCAUAGACUGGCGUUGGCAGAUAAUCUCCAGCUACGAACCCGCUCGUCCCAUAUCCAGCAUGAAACACACAUCGCAGUUGAAAUAUAGAAACACCCGUCACACCAAAUCCAGAGAUAGCUAGCUCCACACAACCCACCCAGCUCCAUGAUAGUUUACCACCGGCUAGUAAGUAAUUCCCUUCCACAGCAGGAAGAACAAUGCCUAUAUCGAGGAGAGAAACCCACGACCUCUGGGCCCUAGAUUUCUGGGUUGAACGCAAGCGGGAACUCUCGCUCCCGGGCUUGUUGGUACUUCUCCAAGACCAGACUGGAGCACGCAUUCACAAGAAAAUCUUCACUCCGCCGGAGAUUGCCCCAAGCCUGCAUUAUGUCAUGAUCCGGGUUAUCACACGCGACGGUGAGUGCCUCGAAUCAGCCCACAAGGACCUUGACUCCAAGCUCUGUCGACUGAUGGCUAACGAGGACUGGGAACACGAGGAGCAGACCGAGCUGAAUUGGUCCACCAAGAUGCUGCGUCGUGUACGGAAGGACGGUCAGAAGGAUGGCUAUCAUCUACAGUUCUGGAAGAUCCAGGAAUUCCCCCGCGACAGUAUUGAACCCGUGGAUUUCGCUACCGCUGAGGUGGGCCUUCGGGUGCUCGAGCUUAUGAAUGAGUGGCAAUGAGAGCAUUGCGGAGCAUGGAUUUGGGGCGGUGGCUUCGCAAUUG